This is a messenger RNA of Prunus armeniaca (apricot), 393 nucleotides long. The record is from the annotation of a GenBank genome assembly. Lineage: Eukaryota; Viridiplantae; Streptophyta; Magnoliopsida; Rosales; Rosaceae.
AUGAAAAGCGAACCAAGGCUUUGUCAGUGGAAUUUCGUUUGUCGUCCUAAGAGUAAAGGAGGGUUGGAUUUUAAGAAGUAUUCUACUAUGAAUCAAGCCUUGCUAGCUAAGAUUGGUUGGAGGAUUCAAAACAAGGAUUGGUGCUUUGGGCUAGGAUUUAAAAGGCCAAAUACCUUAAAGGAUAGGUGGUUGAAUGGAAGACCUCUUUUUAAACAAGAUGGGGGGGAUUGGUGGGAUAUUGACAAAUUAAGGGCAGUUUUGGACGAGGAUUUGGUUCAACAAAUUAUUUGCAUCCAUGAGGGCAUGACUGGUGUAGUUCCUAAUGCUCAAAUUUGGGAGCCUACUGCAAAUGUGAGUGGCCUUCGUAUGACUAGCAGUUCUUCCAUAAAUUAA